UGUGACCACCUUUUCCCAGGCGUUUCUAAGAAGCCGUCACUCUCAGUGCAGCCGGGUCCUGUCGUGGCCCUCGGGGAUAAGCUGACCCUGCAGUGUGGCUCUGAUGCCGGCUAUGACAGAUUUGCUCUGUACAAGGAGGGAGAUGACGACUUCCUGCAGCGCCCUGGUCGGCAGCGCCAGGCUGGGCUCUCCCAGGCCAACUUCUUCCUGGGCCCUGUGAGGCGCUCCCACAGGGGCCAGUACAGAUGCUACGGUGCACACAACCUCUCCUCCGAGUGGUCGGCCCCCAGUGACCCCCUGGACAUCCUGAUCUCAAGACAGAUCCGUGGCAGACCCUUCCUCUCAGUGCAGCCGGGCCCCAAGGUGGUCUCAGGAGAGAACGUGACCCUGCUCUGUCAGUCCUCGUGGGAGUUCCACGCUUUCCUUCUGACCCAGGCGGGAGCAGCUGAUGCCCACCUCCAUCUAAGAUCAAUGCACAAAUAUCCUAAGUACCAGGCUGAAUUUCCCAUGAGUCCUGUGACCUCAGCCCACGCGGGGACCUACAGGUGCUACGGCUCACGCAGCUCCAACCCCCACCUGCUGUCUGUCCCCAGUGACCCCCUGGAGCUCGUGGUCUCAGAACCCUCCGGAGGCCCCAGCUCCCCCACAACAGGUCCCACCUCCACAUGUGGUAAGUCACUGAGGCUUCUGGACUCAGAGGGAGCACGGCCUCCCCCAGGGCAGCCCUGAGUCUCCCAGAGAAUCCCAUUCCCCUCAAGGACUCAGGCAUAGGCUUCCACCCCGGGAGCUGGGCAGAGCCAGAGGA
Messenger RNA from Chlorocebus sabaeus (green monkey), 805 nucleotides. NCBI's taxonomy places the organism in Eukaryota, Metazoa, Chordata, Mammalia, Primates, Cercopithecidae. The record is from RefSeq and is a predicted model, not a curated record.